Messenger RNA from Lineus longissimus, 2166 nucleotides. Its product is annotated as somatostatin receptor type 5-like. The transcript has 3 exons. The record is from RefSeq and is a predicted model, not a curated record. Gene Ontology annotation, biological process: G protein-coupled receptor signaling pathway. Gene Ontology annotation, cellular component: membrane. NCBI's taxonomy places the organism in Eukaryota, Metazoa, Nemertea, Pilidiophora, Heteronemertea, Lineidae. The coding region runs from base 436 to 1758 and encodes 440 amino acids. Gene Ontology annotation, molecular function: neuropeptide Y receptor activity.
UCGAUAGCCUGUAGUCACUACUAGAAAUAUUGCGGGAAGAAUCUCAUCCGGGAAGCCCCCACUGCAGUGUUAUAAGGCGCCACAGCAACCUAGAUUAACAGGAAAUUCAGUUUUCACCGCUUAUUUCCAAUUUGUGGCUUAUCGAGCGAGUAUCUCAUCACUAGGUUUGUACACAUUUCCGGGCUUGUUAUCACCAGUUGUGUGUGGGACCUGAGUGUGGUUUGUUCACGAAGCGUCGGGAAAUACUGACAUGUCAUACGAAAAACACAUUUUGUGAUUAUCAGGGAUUCUUACAAGUGUGAUUUAAGGUGUGUCUGUAAGUCUGUGCGAACAGUGUGUUCUAUCGUAAAUGACCUGCAGAUUGGCGUAUGUGAUGGACACAACUCAACGGAAUAUAUUUGAUUCUAAGGAAGGGUGACACUAGCACAUACAGAGAUGGCCACGGUAGGAUAUAAUCCUGGGGAGAUGAUAGACUCAACCAUAGUAGUCGUGGCGGAUGAAAUCAUAGACAACGCUGCCCCGAUAGUGAUAGAAUACACCGCCGAGUUCAACCGUUCGUGGUUAGUCCGCAUCGGAGAAGACCGGAACCGUUCGUACUUUACGUACUAUUCCGAAUUCAACCGAAGUUCUCCUGGGAUCGUCCACGUAGAAAUCUUCUUCCUUGUACUUCUGACUAUAGUGUCGACAGUCGGAAACGGUUUGAUAAUGUAUGUGGUGCUUUCAAACAAAAAACUGCGGACUAACACAAAUCUAUUUAUAGCCAACAUGUGCGUGGCAGACAUCUUGUUCACGUUGACGAAUCCUGUGAUCGGGGUUGUUCGGUAUCAGGAGUCGUGGGAGCUCGGAGAGACGUCGUGCGGAUUCUUACUCUAUAACCAAGUCGUCUGUGCCGUGGUGCUGCUUUGGAGCAUGACUCUCAUAAGCAUGGACAGACAUCGCUGCAUUGUGAAAACACUGUACAAACGCUUGACGGAGCUUGCCGCAAAGAUUGCCAUAGCUGUUUGUUGGAUUCUCACACUAGGUUUAGCAGUCCCGGUGAUCAUUUAUUUCAACGUUGAAGAAUUUGACUUUGGGACUACCACAGUUAAGAUUUGCACUUUAAUGUGGCCAACAGGAGCAUUAGUGCGUAUUUCAACCGUCUUUGUGACAAUUUUGGUUGUUUUUGCGUUCUUCAUUCCAUUCGUUAUCAUAUUAUUUAACUAUAUUAGCAUAUUUAAAACACUAUGGAAGACGCGGAACACAAUGAUACGCCAACUGUCCAGCUAUAUACCGAAAAAAUCGCACCAACCCGACGGCAAGGCGAAAAGACAAACUAUCAUGGAGGCAAGAAACCGGCGAGAUUUCCGUGUAGUGAAAAUGUUGGUUUCGACUGUGGGGAUAUUUACCUUGAUGUGGUUGCCAAUGUGUAUUGUGUUUCUUCUUAUUCUUAAAGACGGUAUCACCGAAUCAAUGAAAACAAGUUCAUGGGCGUUCCUUCUCGCUACCUGCAUUGCCUUCGCUAAUGCUUGUGUCAAUCCAAUAAUAUAUGGUUUAUUCAAUGAAAAAUUCCGUCUUGAGAUCCGAAAAUUGUUUCGCCGAUUCCGAUUCCCCGGAACGAAACGAAAGGAGUCGGCAAGCAGGUCAAACAUUCAGUCCGUUAGCGCCCUAGCGGAUAUUGACGCAACUAUCACUCCGUCCAACUCAAGUGAGCAAUGGAAGGACAGUUGCAUUAGCAUCCCUGAGACAAUCAAGACUACAGAGACCGAACUACAGGAAUAGAGGUCCAUUCCACACGAACGUUUCACGAAACGCAUCAAGCAUAAAGCGAGUGCUGAGAUUCAUUUGUGGACAGCUUCUUUGCCAGAUACGCAUGUACCACCUCGGGUCAGGAGAAGAAACCAUCUUUAAGAGAGGCAUAAUGUUGUAAAGAUGGUUUGUUUUCCCGCACCUAGGUCGUCCAGGCGUAUCAGGCAAAGAGCCAAUAUUGUUUAUGCAGCGUGGUAUUCUGUAAAUAGUUUUCUACUGGGCGUCCCAAUUAAUUCGUAUUCAUCAAACUGGUAUUCCGUUAUUUUUUUGUUAAUUUGAAAAUAAUUGUUUGAUUCGGGUUUAUUUCUGUUAUAGAGACGAAUUUGACGCAUGCAGUUGUGAUGAAGUACGUCUAUUUGUAAUAAACGAGAUAAAUUAUCA